AUGGCGUCUUUCCUAUACUCAGGCCCAGCUUCGGCCAUGCGAAAGCAGGCCACUACCAUCUCCCUUCGCGUCAAUUCUGCACAGUCCGUGGCUUCCGUUCAGACAUGUAGUUCAUUUUCCACAUUAUGCUCUCAGACAAGGUUGCAAGCUUCACAUCGUCCUCAAUGCGCUCUCUCUUCUCUCCCUACCCGUCAAAGCCGCACCUUCCUCACGCAUCUCGGCCGUCAAGCGCAAGCCUUGAAAGAACAACCCGCGGCUCCAUCGGCAACCCCAACCCCAGGCAAAUCACCCAAGAAGCCUACCCCGACUCUGCAGCUCACCAACCUCCCCUACUUCGUCCGCCGCACUGCCUCCAACCAGCUGCCUGUCUACCUUGUCACAAAGGCCGGCGGCACCAAGCAACUUACCAAGAUCCAGAAGACCGAAGGUGAUCUGGAUGCGCUCCGCAACGAUCUGGCUUCUGCUCUGGGCGUUGUUGAUGGCAACAAGCCCAACCCCGACGUUACUCUCAACCGACUCACCGGCCACAUCAUCGUCAAGGGCUGGCGCAAACCCGAGAUUCUGAACUUCCUCCAAGAGCGGAAAUUCUAG
This is a messenger RNA of Penicillium paradoxum, 591 nucleotides long. RefSeq names its product mitochondrial 54S ribosomal protein mL49. Gene Ontology annotation, biological process: translation. The transcript is spliced from 3 exons. Gene Ontology annotation, molecular function: structural constituent of ribosome. Bases 1 to 591 code for a protein of 196 amino acids. The record is from RefSeq and is a predicted model, not a curated record. Gene Ontology annotation, cellular component: mitochondrial large ribosomal subunit; ribosome. NCBI's taxonomy places the organism in Eukaryota, Fungi, Ascomycota, Eurotiomycetes, Eurotiales, Aspergillaceae.